AUGACUAGCAAUACUGAAACAUUGUACAAAAACUACACAAGCAACAUUCCUGAAAUUGUCCUCCAAGGAUUCACAGGAAUCCCUGAUGUUUAUAAUGGAUUGGUAGGAACAUUUUUCUUCUUCAUUUAUCUUAUGCUGGCAUCGGGUAACAUUUUCAUCCUUGUAUUCGUGGCAUGUGAAAAAAGUCUGCAGAAGCCAACGUACAUCAUCUUCUGUAAUCUUGCACUAUCAGAUCUUGGAUUUGGAACUACAACUCUACCUAGAAUUAUGGCUAGGUACUGGAUGUCACAGAAGAUCAUGUCAUUCAAUGCUUGUUUAACACAAAUGUUCUUUGUUCAUUACUUUGGGGCUUGCAGCUCAUUUUUAAUGGCGUUAAUGGCCCUUGAUCGAUUUGUUGCCAUAUGCAACCCACUGAGGUAUCCCGUUCUGAUUAAGAAUUCCACUAUUGCGAUUCUUUGUUCAGUGCUUUGGAUAGGAAACCUUGUCCAGCUUUGUGUAAUUGUUUUACUUACCCUCAGUGUGCCCUAUUGUGGCCCAAAUAUUAUAAAUCAGUGCUACUGUGACUUUAUUUCAAUAACUAAUCUAGCAUGUGCAGACAUAACAGUCAUCAAAACCACUAGUACAUCUAUUGCUAUGACAGUGCUGUGGGGUCCUUUAUUUUAUAUUAUUUUUUCUUAUGUGGCUAUCAUUAUAUCUGUAAUGAAAAUCUCAAAUAAAGAGGGAAGAUAUAAAACUUUCUUAACAUGUACUCCACAGCUGUUAAUCAUCUGUCUGUACUAUCUUCCCAGAAGUUUUGUGUAUGUUGCAUUUGUUAUUGGGUUUCAUUUUGAAACAAACCUUCGUGUUGCAUUGGUAAUGAUGUACAGCCUUUUCCCAACCCUCAUCAAUCCACUUAUAUACUGCUUUAGGACAAAAGAAAUUAAAGACACAUUAUUGAGAAAAUGUAAGCAAAGACAGACAAGGGUAAAAUAA
Messenger RNA from Silurus meridionalis, 972 nucleotides. Its product is annotated as olfactory receptor 4Q2-like. The record is from RefSeq and is a predicted model, not a curated record. The coding region runs from base 1 to 972 and encodes 323 amino acids. The transcript has a single exon. Gene Ontology annotation, cellular component: membrane. Lineage: Eukaryota; Metazoa; Chordata; Actinopteri; Siluriformes; Siluridae. Gene Ontology annotation, molecular function: G protein-coupled receptor activity; olfactory receptor activity. Gene Ontology annotation, biological process: G protein-coupled receptor signaling pathway.